Messenger RNA from Glossina fuscipes, 5750 nucleotides. RefSeq lists its product as uncharacterized. NCBI's taxonomy places the organism in Eukaryota, Metazoa, Arthropoda, Insecta, Diptera, Glossinidae. Gene Ontology annotation, molecular function: metalloendopeptidase activity. Gene Ontology annotation, cellular component: plasma membrane. Gene Ontology annotation, biological process: membrane protein ectodomain proteolysis; Notch signaling pathway. The record is from RefSeq and is a predicted model, not a curated record.
AGCAAUAAUAAUACUAACAAUAACAAUAACAACAACAACAACAACAACAACAAAAGCAAAAACGAAAACAACACCAAAUUCUCAUCACUAAUCUAUGUUAUGUUUUUAUGCUUGUGCUUAUGUAUGUAACAUAAUAAUAACUAUGAAUUGGAUUAUUGUGGCCAUAGUGUUGCUAAUGACUCAUAAAGAGUAUAUGGCCAGUCCGACGCCCCUUAAACUACCAGGACACACACAAAAGUUAACACCCUACAUUAGGCAUUGGGAAGCAGCAAAUUUCGACAGACGUCAAUUGCAUGAGGCUCAUGAAAAGCACAUCGAACAGAAGCGGCAUCGAAGAAAACGAGCUUUAAAUAUCGGCGAAUAUGGGCCGGCGCACACAAUAAGACUGAAUUUCUUCGCUCAUGACAGAGAAUUUCGUUUGAUUUUGCGACAAGAUCCCUUAUCAGUGUUCGCCAAUGAUGUUCGCAUAGAAACUACAGAAGGUCCUAUGGAUUACGAUAUAUCUCGUGUUUAUACCGGAUCAUUAGAAGAUGACGAAAACUCGCAUAUACACGCCAUCCUAACCAAUGAUAAUUUAUUGGAUGGCACAAUUGAAACAAAUACCGAUCACUUUUAUAUUGAACCAUCGCAAAGGUAUUCGAGAAAUUUAAAUGAUACGGGUAUACAUAGCAUUAUCUAUAGGCUAAGUGAUGUAGAUAUGCGUCGACGUGAUGCUUUUAUGAAAUCGAAAAAAAGAACUUCAUCCUCGAUUGCCUCCGUGGAACAUUGCGCCAGUGAACGUUUAAAACGUAGUAUACUCUUGGAUGAAUUGAAACGUCGAAUAGCUAAUGGUGAGGAGAUACGAUUAUAUAACUUUCAAGCCGAAGCCGAAGCAUUUAACGUAAGCAUGAAUGAUGACUACCGGCAGCACAAAAGUGAACGUUUAAAAGGCCAUUCAAAGGGAACAGCAAACUGUUCACAUCGACGAUUUAAAAGAUGGCUGCCAGAAGAGCUGAGUUCAUCCGGUGAUGGCAAUAAGAAUGAUCCACCACUGCCCUUAGACUUGGAAGUACCGUAUAAUGAUGAUUUUUCAAUUUUUGCCAACAUGGAUAAUGGCCAUGGCUAUGCAACGACGUCAACAUCCGUCAGCGGGAAUAGGUUUAAUAAGAGCAAUGAUAAAUUGCGUACAACGCAACAAGCAUCUGUGAUAACAUGGCGUAAUGCAGCAGUGUCCACCAUCACGCCGACGUCAUCGACGCCAUCGUCUUCGUCGAAUAAAUACAAUCGCAGUCGUAAUAUUAUUGUUAACAACUACAAUCCCAAUAGCAAUGAUGACAGCAACAAUUCAUAUAACUAUAAUAACAACAACAACAAUAAUAAUAAUAAUAAUAACAAUAAUAUACGAAAAACUUAUACAAAACAUAAAAAUAUUAUUGUUAGUACCUAUAACAAUAACAAUAACAACAACAACAACAAUAAUAGUUCCCGAUCACCUUCCUCCUAUGAUCGUGUCGAUGAUUUCAACGACACGCCACAAAAUGUUGGCAACGGCUUCUUCAACAACAAUUGGACAACAAUUUUCAUGGGCGGCAAUGAUCGUCCUAUACAUAAGACUCACGUAGAAAUUAUUACAAAAAAUGGUGCCACCAAAAAACCCAACAUUAUAGUUAACAAUUACAAUCCGGAUAUAGUUAUGUCACCUAAUCCUCAUAAUCCGAAUUUCAAUAGCAUGCUAAUGACAAAUUUGCUAACAAAUCGGGGCGGUAGCAAUAAUGGUGAUGCUGGCGAUAAUACUGGUUCCGGCAAAUCAUUGUACGAUCGCAAGAUUACGUGUAUGUUAUAUUUGCAAGCCGAUCAUACUUUUUUCCAGAAAAUGGGUUCUGACGAGGCCAGUAUUGAGGCCAUUACGCGGCAUGUACAGCGAGCUAAUUCCAUAUACAAGAAUACGGAUUUCAAUAACGAUGGCAAACCGGAUAAUAUUACGUUUAUGAUAAAACGAAUUAAAGUUCAUAACAUGAAUGCUGUUAAAGAUCCUUCCUAUCGGUUUCCCGGUAAUUAUGGCGUUGAAAAAUUUUUGGAAUUAUUUUCAGAGGAAGACUACGAUGCAUUUUGUUUGGCGUACAUGUUUACUUAUCGUGACUUCGAGAUGGGAACGUUGGGUUUAGCUUGGACGGGAGAUUUGAAAAAUGCCGGCGGCGUAUGCGAAAAGAAUGGGCAUUAUCGGGGUUCAUUAAAAUCGUUGAAUACCGGUAUUGUGACUUUACUCAAUUAUGGAAAACAUGUGCCACCCGCUGUAUCUCACGUUACUUUAGCUCAUGAAAUUGGCCACAAUUUUGGAUCACCGCAUGACCCUGAGCAAUGUACCCCUGGUGGCGAGGAUGGUAAUUAUAUAAUGUUUGCUCGCGCGACCUCUGGCGAUAAGAAGAACAACAAUAAGUUUUCACCUUGUUCGCUAAAAUCAAUUGAGCCGGUACUUAAUGCUAAGGCUCGCAGUCCGAAAGGUUGCUUCACUGAGCCGCAAACAUCAAUAUGCGGUAACGGUGUUGUUGAGCCGGGAGAACAAUGCGAUUGCGGUUGGGAAGAGGAUUGCAAAGAUUCUUGUUGUUUCCCCAUGUCACGGCAUUCGCGUAGCGAUGAGAAACCCUGCACUCUCACGCCGAAGGCUAUGUGCAGUCCCUCUCAAGGACCUUGUUGCACUGCUAAUUGCAAGCUUAAGUUCGGUGAUAAAUGCCGCGAUGACAACGGUUGCCGUGAUCCUAGUUUUUGUGAUGGGCGCAUGCCGCAAUGUCCACCGUCGGUGAAUAAACCGAACAAGACGAUAUGCAACAAAGAGUUUGUGUGCUACAUGGGUGAAUGUACGGGCAGUAUAUGUUUGGCUUAUGGCUUGGAAUCGUGCCAAUGUAUACCCGGACCCAAGGAUGAUAAAAUCAAAUCGUGCGAGCUAUGCUGCAAAUUACCGGGUGAAGAGAACCCUUGUCGUAGUUCAUUCGAAUGGAAUGAGCCACCAUUUGAUGUGCCCGACAUGUACGCCAAGCCAGGGACACCCUGCAAUGAUUACAAUGGUUAUUGCGAUGUCUUCCAGAAAUGUCGUGAAGUUGAUCCCUCCGGUCCCUUGGCUACUUUACGUAAACUGCUCUUAUCUGAAGAGAGUAUUGCAACAUUUAAAAAAUGGAUUCAACACAAUUGGUAUACUGUCGUUCUGGCCGCCGUGGGGGUUUUUAUAUUACUGAUACUGAGCACGAAAUUAUUAGCGAAACGUUCGAAUCUAAAAUUGAAGUCCGUCACUAUAAUACACAGCGCAACAACCGAAACUGUACGUCUGCCCGAAGACAACAACGGCGUUAUCGUACAUACGGCCGUGCGUACAAAAGUCCCGUUCAAAAAGAAGGUAAGAGGGGAACGCAACGCCAAUUCCAACAACAACGGCAGCAGCAGCAACAACAACAACAACAACAAUGGUAACAAAUCUAAAUUCGCAGUAGUUAGCGGCAGUAAAAAUCCGCUGAAAUUCCAUAACAAUCAUAUAAGGGGUGUAACUAAAAUGAAAACUGCGGCCUCAAUAGGGGUAACUGGAGCGAUGACUGGUAGUGGGGGUAGCACCGGUAAUGAUAUUAAAAAAGCCACACGCAAUAAAAAGAAACGAGCAACUGCUCAAAAUAUCGUUAAUCCCUUAUUGGGUCAAACUGAUAAACCUGCUCAAACAGAAAGUGGUGGAAAAACGAAAUCGAAAAAGCUUAAAAAAUCAAGCAAAGAGAUAAUCGAUUAUUCCUCGACUAGGGGGGGAGGUAGCAGCGGUCUAGAUAUGGGAGUUAAUCAUACAAAUACCUUUGGUAAAGUACAAAAAUGGUUACUAGAAUCACCUAUAGUUGCUCAGCCUCUGUCUCAUAUCGAGCACUCCUCGAAAGUGCACAAAGUGAUAAGUAAAUCGCAAUCAACACCGGAACGUCUGGUACAGAAAACACCCACCAAGAGUAAAUCUACGGGUAAUUUAAACAACGAAAAGGUUAAGCUUCAAGUAGUCUAUAAACCACCGUUCAAGUUCGCUUUGAGGUUAUCGAAAAAUACUAAAAUCAAAACCCACAUUAUUGGUAAUCCGGCCAGCAAUACUAAUAAAUUUAAACGCCAUUCACGUUCGAUUAAUAUGAAAGAUAGCAAAAGAUGUGCUAAUAGUCUGAGAGAUGAUGCUGGCCAUGGAAGUGGCCCUGGUGGUACAAACAGUAGCGGCGGAGGUAGUGGCGUGAAAAGUUUAAGUGAGAAAACAAAACGUGCAGCUUUACUGCUGCGUUCCAAUAAUAAUGAAGACAAUCAAAUAUUAACUUUAAACGAACCUAACUAUGAGACCUUAAAUCCUAAAACGGCUCCUUCCAAAAUGGAAAAUCCCUUCUAUGAGAACUUGAAAUUCCUGCAAAGCACAGAAAAACGCCACAGUGAUCCUAAUGUAGAGUCAUCUUCCACAACGACGAACAAUAGCAAUAGUCAAGCCACAGCUGAUCCGGCAGCAGUGAAACGAAGUUCCAGUAAAUCAAAAAUGGAUAUAAUUCAGGGCUCAACAGCUACCACCAGUCAUCAUCAUUUUCAGCGUUCCUUAAGUUCUAGUAAUCCGUUUGCGAGCGAUUGUAUGCGUUCCUCUCGCAAAUUUAGCGAAACUAAUGCCAACGAAUUAUCUCGUAAUUUUGGCAGCACGCAAAACUUAAUACCGAGCGGGCAUCAAACAAAUUUAACAAAAUCAAAAAAACGCAGCAGCCUCAACUUGAAGACGAGCAUAACGAAAAAUGGUAAAGAUCCACCAACCAAACGAAGUAAUUCGAAUAUGCAUUUGCGAAGAAAUAGCGCCAGCAAUGGUGCCGAGGUUAGCAAACUACAAAGUAAUCAUAAUAAAGUAACGCAAUCGCAAUCGCAUUCGCAAGCCCUAAAACGUAGUAUAAGUAACAAUGCGCAACAGUCGUCCACCCAUGUUUUAGCCAAAACAUUGUCCUCUAACUGUCAAGCGCCAAGUUCAGCCAUUACACAACUGCCCCUGUACAAUGCUCAGCGUGCGACGCGUUCUAGUUUUAGCAAUAUACCCAGAGCUAGUCUUACACUCGCAACUAAUAUAUUAGCAAGUGCUGCGAGUACGGUUAGUAACGGACACUCUUCUACCUCUGCUGCCAACAGUAACGGCAGCAAUAGCAUAGGCUGUGCUGCAGGCAGUAAUACUCCGGCCAAUCUCAUCAACAACAGCAUUAAUAAUUUCCAUUUAACCACGCCAGCGUCCAUAGCCCAGGUAAUGCAGUCCGCCGAACAAAGGCGAGCACGAAAUAAUUUAAAUCAAACAAUGCCAGGAGUACAACAACACUAUCAACAACAACAACAACAACGUUCCAAUUCGAUAAGACAGCAUGCCCAUAAUCAUCAUCCGCCACCACUGCCUAUAUCAGCUAUAUCAACAUCAAUAUCUUCAACAACAGCAACGACAACAACAACAACAACAGCAGCAGCAGCAUCAAAUAUUAGCCAUAAUAGUAAUGAUUUAACCUCGGACUUGGAGGUUUUAGUAUCCGAUAUAGAAAAUCUAGUUAGUUAGUCAAGAGCUUUGAAAAAAGUUAUUUCAUUUUUCGAUUAUUUAACAUGAAACGAUCCGCGUUUAACACGUUACAUAUUAAUACUAGACACACACACACACACACUUGCGGACGCGCUUGCGCGGAUCUACACGUACACUUGCACAUUAACAUUUAAAAAGUAUUGAACUUCCUAAACAAACAACAACAACAAAAAGAAAGAAAAAAAGA